AUGUCUAUCCGUCGAGAUUUUCUUACUGCACAGGCUCCAGAGAAUUAUGUUGCAGGUCUUGGAAGAGGUGCUACAGGAUUUACUACAAGAUCUGACCUUGGACCUGCGCGUGAAGGUCCUUCAGAAGAUGCAAUUAAGGCAGCUUUAGCACGACGUGCUGCUGCUCAAGAUCCAUUUAGGUUUUCUGACUUUCAAGAUGUCAAUGAUACAAGGGAAGAUGAAGAUGAAGAUAAAUAUCAGGAUCCGGAUAAUGAUUACUGUCUUUUUGCAGGGGCACCAUAUGAUGCAGACGAUGAAGAAGCAGAUCGUAUAUGGGCUGAAGUAGAUCAAAAAAUGGCUCAACGGAGAAAAUCACGUAGAGAAGCUAAAGAACGUAAGGAAACAGAACGUCUUCUUCUUACAGAAAGGCCAAAAGUUCAGGAUCAAUUUGCAGAUGUUAUACAGGGGUUAAGUGCAAUAACAGAUGAAGAAUGGUUGAAUAUUCCAAAUGUUGGGGAUUUGACUGGAAAAAAAAGGAAAAAAGUUAGUCCGCACGAAAGAUUUUAUACAAUACCAGAUUCUCUUAUUUCUCGUGCAAGUCAAGUAGAACAAUUAGAUACUAGUAUUGAUGUUACAGAAACGGAAACAGAGUUUAAUGAUGGAAAAAUGACAAAUUUUGCAGAAAUUGGUGCUGCAAGAGACAAGGUUCUUGGAUUAAAAUUAGAUCAAAUAUCAUCUGAUUCUGUCACUGGACAGUCUACAGUGGAUCCACAAGGAUAUCUUACAUCAAUGAAUUCUAUGGUUUUAAAAAGUAAUGCUGAACUGGGAGAUAUUAAACGUGCACGUUCGUUAAUGCAGUCUUUGAUUAAAACAAACCCAAAUUCAGCAGCUGGAUGGAUGUCUGCUGCUCGUAUAGAGGUUGUAGCAGGAAAAUUGCAACAAGCAAGAAAUAUUAUUGCUAAAGGCUGUGAAAAUUGUCCUACAAAUGAGGAUAUUUGGAUUGAAGCUGUGGGCCUUAAUAAUGCUCAAACAGGAAAAUUGAUUAUAGCUGAAGCUGUACGACAUAUUCCGAAUUCUGUAAGAUUAUGGCUCCAGGCAAUAAAACUUGAAACAGAAAUUGAAUCAAAGAAAAGAGUUAUUCGAAAGGCUAUUGAUAUUAUACCUUAUUCUGUAAAGCUUUGGAAAGAGGCUGUAAAUUUAGAAGAAAGUCCUGAAAAUGCUAAAAUUUUACUUGCAAGGGCUACUGAACUUAUUCCUUUAUCUACAGAAUUAUGGCUUGCUCUUGCGCGUUUAGAAACAUAUGAAAAUGCUAAAAAAAUUUUAAAUAAAGCACAAAAUACUAUAAAAACAAGUUAUGAAAUUUGGGUUGCUGCUGCCCGUUUAGAAGAACAACAAGGAAAUGAUCCUGAUAGAGUUAUAGCAAAUGCAUGUCGUCGUCUUCAACAAAAUGGUGGAAUGUUAACGAGAGAACAAUGGUUAGCAGAAGCAGAAAAAUCUGAAAAAGAUGGUGGUACUAAAACAGCAAAAGCUAUCAUCAAAGCAGUUUUAGAUCAAGAUUUAGAUGAAGAAAAUAAAGAGUCAACAUGGAUAAAUGAUGCUGAAAAUGCAAUUUCUCAUGAAUGUUUUGAAUGUGCACGUGAAAUAUAUGCAUAUGGAUUAAAGGUAUUCCCGAAAAAUGAAAUAUUAUGGAAAAAAGCUAUUUCAAUUGAAAAAUCAUAUGGAAAUAGCGAGUCUUUACAAGGUGUUUUGGAAAAUGCUGUAGAAGCAUGUCCACAAGCAGAAGUAAUUUGGUUAAUGUAUGCAAAAGAAAAGAAAAACUUAGGAGAUAUACAAGGUGCUCGUGAUAUUCUUGAAAGAUCAUUUUCUCAUAAUCCUAAUUCUGAAGAAAUUUGGUUGGCUGCUGUAAAAUUGGAAUAUAAUAAUAAUGAGAAUGACAGAGCUAGAGCACUCUUAAAAGUUGCGAGACAGGAAGCUAGUACUGAAAGAGUUUGGAUAAAAUCUAUAACAUUUGAACGUCAAUUUAAUAAUACAGAUAUUGCUCUUCAGCUUGUAAAUGAUGCAUUAUUAUUAUUUCCAAAAUAUGAUAAAUUUUGGAUGAUGAAAGGACAAAUAUAUGAAGAUUUAGGAAAGAUAGAGCAAGCUAGAGAGACAUAUCAAAUAGGUACAAAAUCUGUUCCGAAAUCCGUUCCACUCUGGAUUUUGCUUUCUAAAUUAGAAGAAAGUGUAAAUAGAAUUGUUAUUGCUCGAGGGGUAUUAGAUCGUGCACGACUAGCUUGUCCUCAAACACCAGAGCUUUGGGUUGAAUCAGUAAAAUUAGAAUUAAGAGUAAAUAAUAUAAAUCAAGCAAAAUCAAAUAUGGCUAAAGCUCUUCAAGAGUGUCCAACAAGCGGGCUUGUAUGGUCAGAAGCAGUAUGGAUGGAACCUAGGUCUCAAAGGAAAACUAGAUCUGCAGAUGCUUUAAGGAAAUGUGAAGAUGAUCCAUAUAUACUUACUACUGUAGCAAGAAUGAUGUGGAAUGAAAGAAAGAUAAGCAAAGCUAAAAUAUGGUUUCAAAGAGCUAUUAAAUCUAAUCCAGAUAUUGGUGAUACAUGGGCAUGGUAUUAUAAAUUUUCAUUACAGCACGAGCCUAUUGAGUUACAACAGUCUCUUAUUUCAGAAUGUAUUGCAGCAGAACCAUUGCAUGGUGUCGUUUGGCCUACUGUUUCAAAAAAUAUACAAAAUUUUAGGCUUAGUAUAGAAGAAAUAUUAAAAAAAGUAGCUGAAAAAAUUUCAUGA
Pneumocystis jirovecii RU7 is the source of this 2754-nucleotide messenger RNA. Its product is annotated as U4/U6-U5 snRNP complex subunit PRP6. Lineage: Eukaryota; Fungi; Ascomycota; Pneumocystomycetes; Pneumocystales; Pneumocystaceae. Gene Ontology annotation, cellular component: U4/U6 x U5 tri-snRNP complex; catalytic step 2 spliceosome. The record is from RefSeq and is a predicted model, not a curated record. Gene Ontology annotation, molecular function: protein binding. Gene Ontology annotation, biological process: mRNA splicing, via spliceosome; spliceosomal tri-snRNP complex assembly. Bases 1 to 2754 code for a protein of 917 amino acids. The transcript has 8 exons.